Molecule: messenger RNA, 1293 nt
Organism: Myiozetetes cayanensis
Lineage: Eukaryota; Metazoa; Chordata; Aves; Passeriformes; Tyrannidae
Gene: IER5L
Product: immediate early response 5 like
Source: RefSeq, a predicted model, not a curated record
GCUCGGAGCGCGGCGGCGGCGGCGGCAGCAGCGGGAGCCCCCGGCGAUGCCCGCGCUGCGCCCGCCGCUGGCCGCCCCUGAAGACACCCUCUCUCUUGCCUCCCUUCUCCAGCGACCUCAGGCUCUGCGCCCCCUUUUCCCCCUUCCUUCCUUUCCCCCUCCCUUUAUUCCUCCCCCCUCCCUUCCCAGCCUCUUUAUCCUCCUUUCCUUGCGACCCUCCGCACCCGCCCGGCUGCCGUGUGGAUGCGGGCCGGGGUGCCUGGCUGCGCGGGCGGCGAGAGCCGAUGCUGAGGGGCCGGAGGAGGAUGGAGUGCACCCUCGAUGCGCAGAGUUUGAUCAGUAUUUCCCUGCGGAAGAUCCACAGCUCCCGCACGCAGCGAGGCGGCAUCAAGCUCCACAAGAACCUGCUCGUCUCCUAUGUGCUCCGCAACGCCCGGCAGCUCUACCUGAGCGAGCGCUACGCCGAGCUCUACCGCCGCCAGCAGCAGCACUACCCCGACGGCGCCCCGCUCCUCGCCAUGCCCGCCUGCCCGCCGCCCGCCGCCGCCGCCCCGCCGGAGCUGGCGGCGCUCCCGCUGCCCGCCGACACGCAGGACCGCGAGGCGCGGAGCUGCGGGGCUGCGCGGGGCGGCGCGGAGCUGCUGGAGGUGCCGGUGUGCGCGGCGCCCCCGGAGCUCCAGCGAGCGCCCUGCAGAGACUCGUCCCCCGGCUUCUACCGGGCCCCCGGCAGCGCCGGUCCCGGUGGCGGAGGCGCGGCCCCGGGGCUGCUCUACGCCGCCGGCUGUGACUUCGGGAGCGGCGGGGCCCCGCACUGUAGCAGCCGCACCACGGUGCUGGAUUUGGACACUCACGUCGUGACCACGGUGGAGAACGGGUACUUGCACCAGGACUGCUGCUCGCAGUGCCCCUGCUGCUGCCAGUCGGCACCGGGGCUCGCCUCCCCGCCGCCCGCGCCCGGCACCAAGCGCAAGUAUUACCCGGGGCAGGAGGAGGAAGAGGAGGUGGAGGAAGGGGAGCCGGGGGGAGGCGGGGUGGCGGGCGGCCCCCCCUUCGCCCCGUGCACCAAACGCGCCCGCUUCGAGGAGUACAGCGCCGAGCACCCCCAGGACUCUUCCAACAUCUCCAACUUGAUCUCCAUCUUCGGCUCCGGUUUCACGGGGCUGGUGAGCCGGCAGCAGGCGGACUCGGAGCAGCCCCUCAACGGGCAGCUGUGCAGCAAGCAGGCGCUGGCGAGCCUGGGAGCCUGGACUCGGGCCAUCGUCGCGUUUUAGAGAGGAGCGGGGGAGCAGAGGG